Molecule: messenger RNA, 3933 nt
Organism: Gregarina niphandrodes
Lineage: Eukaryota; Apicomplexa; Conoidasida; Eugregarinorida; Gregarinidae
Exons: 1
Coding region: 1-3933 (1310 amino acids)
Source: RefSeq, a predicted model, not a curated record
AUGAGACAGACGUAUGGAGGGUACGUGCGAGCAGAUGCCGACGGGGUAGACCUGCGGUACGAAGCGCCAGCCAUCCUGGUCGAUCGCCCACCAAAGGUACAGAGUCAAACUUGCGCCAGAGGCUGGUCUACAAAUGCAGUGACGCUGUGUGGAGGAGCCCUGCAGACUGCGGCAGGGCAGCAAUAUCCACCAGAAGGAAUGAAUCAACAGAAUGCAGAAGCAUUCAAGAUGAUCGAUGAAUCGGAUGCACAAUCGACAAGACAGCUCAUGAUGGAAACCGGAUCACCAUCUAUUGUCACAGUAAACCACAGAUACGGAGGAAGAGCAUCCCAGAAUAUUGGAGCAUCCCAGACCAUAAGUAACGUGGAAUUAGACCGGGUGGAAUCGGACCGGGUGGAAUUGGACCGGGUGGAAUUGGACCGGUAUUCAGCGAAUGACGGUAAUCCGGGAAUAUCCAGUGUGUCGAACGCGUUGAAAGUGGGCUGGGAAUCGUUUCUGAUUGAUCACACGAAAGCAAAGCUAAAUGACAUAGUGGAUCAACGGGACGAAGGACUGGGACCGUUUCCGACCCAGCACUCGCUGGAGGUACAGGAUCAAACUGGCACCAAACAGUUGUGUACACAUGUCUCGUCUGCGGCAGUGCAGUCAGUGGCAGCCCAGUCACAUGCGCUCGAAAUCACAAAUCAGGAGAAUGCGGGAACGUGCAGCGUGCUUGAUGAAUGGAGUGCGGAGUGGCUUGAGUACCUGACGGAUGAGCAGAAUCCGGGAGCAGACGGUUGGGUGGAUUCUCUGGUUGUGGAAUCGGCAUCGUUAAUGAUGAACCAAGUGGGAGGAGCAAAUGCCACGAUGGACCGGUCGUGUGAAGAACUGGGACACUCGCCGGAAGCACAUGUACAAACUGGCACCGGGCAGUUGUCCACAGAUGUAUGGGCACCGCAUACGGCAAGGCAGUCUGAUGCAGCUCAGUCACACGCGUUAGGAAUCCCGAAUGAGCAUGAGGGAACGUCCAGUAUGACAGGUAAGUUUCUAGAUGUGGAAUGGGGCCGGUAUCUAACCGAUGAGCAGAGUCAGGAGAGUCCGUGGGAUGUGGAAUCGGAUUUGCUUAUGAUGGACCAGACGAGAGCAGGAGCAGAUUCCACGGUUGACCAGCGCUGCGAAAGACCGGGACCGGUUCUGGCCGGACAACCGGCGGAGUCACCCGGUCAACCUGGCGUCGGGCAGCCUUGUGUCGGAGAGGAUGCAGUCCAUCGGCCGGAUGUCCUGCCGGGACUGACAGCUCGCGUUUUGAGUGACUGUCUAGCUGAAGGAGUGGAUCCUGUACAGCCGUGUGGCGAUGAGGAAAGCAAGAUCGUGCGACGUGUUUUCACCUGUUUCCAAACAACAGCACUGGAGCGGAAUGAGUACGUCUCGUUCGACGUUUGUACAUGGCGUGCAUAUGAUCUUGCACUCUUUUUGCGAGAGAGGUUGUCCGACCAACCACUCAGUCAAAGCAAUGACUCGGGCGUAGGCCAAACAGGCUCCGUCGCGAGAAGUCAGUUCGAUGAGCUGGUGGCUAUGGCGGAACAGAGGCUGAGAAAGCCUCCUGGAGUCUCAGACACGUGGUUCCUAGCGUGCAUGAUAGAGGACUUCGGAAGAUCAGGUUCCCUCUGGCGGAGGAUGCCGAAGCGGCUUCCCGCACUGAGGGGCUGGAAUUCUCUUUUGCCACUGUACAGAGGCACCAUUCCGGAUGGCCUGUCGCGACUGCCGCAAGGCUCGACGGCGACUACGUUAGUAAGCACCGCUUCCAGACUCCAGUUCUGGCUGCACCAAGCGGCCACGGCUUUUUACGCUGGGAAACAGGUCAAGUCGGCUCAACGAGUAACUAUGAUAGUGUCGACCAUGCGUAGUGUGCUGGGUCCGAAGAGAUUCGAUGAGGAGAUCCGGGAUUGGACGACUCGAAUCCCGGGUUUUUCCAGGACCGAGUCGUCGGAGCAGGCUUCGCGGCUUCUGGGUAGGGCAAACAUCCCGCCGGGAAAGAGGUGUGCUUGCAAACUGCGAAACUUGGCGACUCGCGCGAAAGAGGUGCAUCCCAGAGCGCGCGACGGCCGCCUGCCGUUGUCGAGCCGGCCUGCUGAGCCUUGUGUCGGAGAGGAUGCAGCCUACACGCGUGGUGUCCUGCAGGGGCUGACUGCCCGCGUCUUGAAUGAUUGUCUAGCAGAAGAGGUAGCUCCUCUGCAACUGUCGAAUGAAACCGAGGCAAAUGAGCUUGUGAGACACAUUUCCCGCUGCUUUCGAGGAGCAUCGAGGGAGCAGAAUGUGAACGUCUCGUUCGCCGUUUCGCCGUACCGGGCGCUUAAUCUGGCGCUCUUUUUGCGAGAGCGGUUGUCCAGGCAAUCAUUCGUUGACUCCAAUACUCGGUCGCCCGGUGGCGCACAGACAGCGAGAAGCCAGUUCGACACGCUGGUCGGAAUGGCGCAGCUAAUGGUAAGAAGACCCCCUGGCGUCGGCGACACAUGGUUCCUAGCGUGCACGAUGCACGCGUUCGGAAUAUCGGACCCCCUCAACUUGAACCCCCUCAAUUCGGAGUUGCUGAAGACACUGCCUGCCUGGAGUUCGAAUGCAUUGCUGUACAGAGACACCAUUCCGGAUGACCUGCCACGACUGCCGCAAGACAAGGAGGCAAUUAGGUUGGUAGCAACCGCUUCCAAACUCCAGUUCUGGUUGCACCAAGCGGCUGCGGCGUUCCGCUCUGGGGAGCCGGCCGCAGUAAAUUCUUUUCAUCGAGCGUCUCUAGUCUCGUCUCUACGCACGACACUGGGUCCGAACAGAUUCGACGAAGAGAUCGACACUUGGAUGACUCACAUUCCCCCUCCCGCAGGAGCGAAGCUAACGGCCUGUCAGCGCGCGUGUUGGCUGCUGAGCUGGGUAGACGUCCUGCCCAAAUGGAUGAAGGGGGACGCCAAACAGCCGGCGCCUCCGUCCCGUCGGUCCGAAUCGGCUUCGAGCUGGGACGCGGCCGCUGACUCCGGCUUGAGAGCUUUCGUGGCGACUGUGAUACAGGAACGGGUCGAAGCAGAGCGGAAGGCGGCAGAGCGCUACGGGAGGGAGUGGAUGGACCGGGAAGGGGUCCUCCCGAAGGAGGGCAAGCGAGAGGUGGCCGAGUUUGUGGCGGAGUGGGCCGUGCCGGGCAACCUGGAGUGGAAGAAGCCCUACCACGCAGCCGAGCCGGAUUUUGGCAAAGGUCGGUGGCGCUGGGUGCACCUGGCCGGCGUCAUUAAAGACCAGUUAGACCGCUCUGUAGUCAACGACUUGGUGGCCACAGCCGAGGGAGCGAUCCCGCGGCCAGCCGGUGUCUCGCCGCUGUGGUUCCUUGCCGCCGUGUUGCGCACCUCAGCUGUCCAUCGGACGCUGGACAACCGCAUCGGCCGGUGGCUGGCCACCCGCGAUAGCGGCUGGAAGUCUUCCUUCAGCCUGCACUCCGACAUCUUCCCGCCCGACUUCGGCCCCCUGCCCGAAUCGCAAGCCUCCCGACGGGUAGUGGCCCUCCUCUGCUGGGCGGCACACUGGUUCAAGAGCGGAGCCCAGUAUCUCGGGCAACUCGACGAGUGCGACCGGGAAAUCAAGUUGCGGCAGUCUUCAGUCUUCGGCGCCGCCGCGCGCUUCAUUCACCAAGGACUCGGGGACCGCACGUUCGGCCAACUCGUGGCGCUGUUCAAGCCACGACUUGCUGCUGCAACAAUCUCCGACUGCCGUGUAACGGAGUGCUUGCUUGGAUGCUCGGGCGUCACGCCCCAACAAACCCAAAACAUGCACAAGCAGCUCCCGUCCGGAACAACCGAACGGAAACGUGACCGGCCAACCGAGCAAGAAGCCGCCAAGAAAAGACGCCUUGGCACCGCCGACUGGCUGCACAAAACGACGCUUGUUCGUGCGGGGAGUUCCACAGGAUCGUGA